Molecule: messenger RNA, 2580 nt
Organism: Oncorhynchus nerka (sockeye salmon)
Lineage: Eukaryota; Metazoa; Chordata; Actinopteri; Salmoniformes; Salmonidae
Exons: 7
Coding region: 1572-2183 (203 amino acids)
Source: RefSeq, a predicted model, not a curated record
AGAAGUAAUGGUCUAGGAUCAGUUUAGUCUUUUAGAUCAUAAUGAAUAUCAGAUUACCCCGACAGGGGGGACCUGAUCCUAGAUCAGCUCUCCCUUUCAGAGACGAUUUAUGAAUACGGGCCCAGAGGUUCAAUUUAUAUUCAAUGCCGCCCCUUUUUGGCUAACAGAGAACUACAAUUCCGCUAGAUAUGAAGUGCCCAUUUCUCCUAAUCCAUUUGUAGUUGAUAGAUUUAGAGUAAUGGUAAAUGGAUAACUAUAGUGUUAUAAACAAGGGUUAGAGGUAAGAGGUACAGGGGCAAGGGUACAGCUACAAAGUCUUAUACAAAGCCUAAAGAGCUGAAUGAAAUCCAAGAGAUGAAUAAACAGACACAUUAUUACAGUGAUUAUAUGGAUGAGGGCUCGAUUCAAUCAGAUUCACGUUAGCCGACACCCGUAUAUCUGGUGUUUUGACGAUGUCGGAGGGGGAAGCGUUUUAGACCAGUCAAAUCCACAAGCAGCUCCAGGUGUGGUGACACGGAUGGUUUCUCAGAACUGAUGGCUUCUACAGUUGUGGCGAGAGUACAGCAUUUUAGCUAAGCCUAACCUUUUUCCAAACCUUAACCUAAUUCUCCCAACCUGCUAAUUUAAUUCUCCUAACAUGCUACUUUAAUUCUCCUGCUACGAUACAGCCAGUCAUUUUUGUGCUUAAUCAGAAUAACAUAGACUCAGCGCAAUGAUCUAAGAGCUGGGGUGUGCAAAACCCUGCAUGCUUUCUGUCACACAUCCUAAACAAUUUCCUGCCUUGAAAAUGUUUUGAAAUGCAUAACCUGGUCAAACGAAACAUAAAAACAACAAGGUAAUAGGAUUGGUGGACAAUAGUUGACAUGUUGUUGUUUAGGGGAUUAGCUUUUAUUUGUUCCAUCCAAAGAGCAAAAUAGAUAGAUAGGUAAGACUUGACUUCCUGGUUUUCUGAGGCUUGUCUGAUACUUUGCUUAUCCAGUGUGUCGACAGCUGUAGAGGAAAUUACAGGACCUUCAUUUACUGUCUCCCCUUAGAGAAAUAAUGUGUUGGUGGAUGAUCAUGGAGUUGAGGAAAAUAAACCUAGAGAACCAGUUGACUGUAGUUUAUCAGUCCUCUGUUCUUUAUGAGUAGGUUCUACAGGGCAACAACAACCUGACUCUGACUCCUAUCAACCUGCCUCAUUAGAUGUAUACAGGCUGCAUCUCAAAUAGAACAUUACUUGGUGUGCCAUCUUUAUCCAAAAUGUUACCCUUUUCCCUAUAUAAUGCACUACUUAGGGUGUCAUUUUGAACACAGACAUAGUCUACGACAAUUUUCAAGUCAAAACCAUCAGUUAGAAUAUUCUGUCCUGCACUGAGGAACUCUAACAGUUAAGGGGGAGGAGUGUGUGGGCCUAGAGAGGGGUCAAAUUCCUCUGACAACAAGCGGGCGGGAUUGGAUAAAAAAUAACGGGGCACACAAAGAGUUUAGGGGCGUUGGUGGUUUUGUUAUGAAUUUCGUCAAGGAAGUCAAAAGUAGACUAUUUUAAAGAUUAUCGAAGGUUUCAGAGAUCUUAAAAACAUCCAACAGUUAUGGCAGGUAAAACGAAUAUCAUUGCAUUGCAUGAUGAAGAGGCCGUGCCCGGUGCAGAGGGUCCCCUUGUCACAGUGACUUUUCAGAGAACUCCUCACAAAAAACAGAAGUACCUGGAGUCUCAACCCAAAGCAUUGGGGGUGGCUCAGAUUGCUCUCAGUGUAUUCUAUAUAAGUUCUGUCAUUGUCAUGUUCACCAACAGCAUGGGCAUGUUGGUUGAAGAUUUAACACAUGUCAUUGGAUCACUGUUUGUGAUCAUAGCUGGUAGUUUGGCCAUAGCUGCACAGAAUCUCCAUCUUCCCACACUGAAGGCCUGUCUGGGGAUGCAGGUAGUGGCCUGUGUAGCAUCAGUGAUCAACUUGAUCGUCUCUGUGUCAGACAUGGAUGGACACAGACAUGGUUAUAGCUGCUGGAUACAUGUUGAAAUCAACAGCAGUGAUCACAAUGAUUUUUGCUAUUCAAUCACUGAUUCUACUGCACCAUACUUUGCUGAGUUGAUCCUGAUACAAAGUGCUCUCAUCGCUAUCUCUGUCACGCUGGCUGCCUACUGCUGCAAGGUGGUCAACUGCUGCUCCCCGGGACAACGAAUGUGUGUGAGUUCUCUCUUCUAGCCGGUGAUCACACUCCAAGUCCCUCCUACUCAGCAAUGAGGAAAGAUUCUGUGUGAGGACCAAUCAAGACAAGAGAUCCAACCCUACUAACCAACCAGCAAAAACAUGUGUUAUUCUUCAAUCAACAAAAAAUAUUAUAGGCCUAUAUGUCUACACAUACAAUGAGUGCACAAAACAUUAAGAACACUGUGCUUCCCACAGUUGUGUAAAGUUGGCUGGAUGUCCUUUAGAUGGUGGACCAUUCUUGAUACACACAGGAAACAAUUUAGUGUGAAAAACCCAGCACACUACUUAGGGUGUCAUUUGUGAAUUGCAUUGCAUGGUUAGUAAAAACAAGACAAUCUGGACUCUGAUCUGCAAGUUUGUAUUAAAAAUAAAAAUCAAUCUCAUACCAGAA